AUGGCGGCGCUCCUGACUGACUCUCAUCGGCCGGUUGGAGAUUUCGCCACCGGGUUCUCGCCGGCGGCGGAGGUGGGCGGCGGAGACGCCGUCCACGUUGCCGUGGGGAGGUCCCUGGAGAAGACAAUGGCGCUGUUGCAGUGGACUUGCAGCGUCUUCCCAGGGCGCGAAGUUGUCCUGCUUCACGUUUAUCGUCCUUCUCCCUUCAUCCCAACUCCAUUGGGAAAAUUGCCAGCUAGUCGAGCAAAUCCUGAUAUGCUGGCAGCAUUUAGACAUGAGGAGCGAGAAGAGACAAUGAAGCUAUUGUCUGAUUACCUGACGAUUUGCAGCAGAUCCAAGGUUAAAGCAAGCUUCGUUACAACUGAGAGUGAUGAAGUUCAAAGAGGAAUUUUGGACUUGGUAAAUCUACACACCAUCAAUAAACUUGUUGUUGGAGCUAUCCCAGGUUUUACCAAAAAGGGCUCGUGCGAGGCCUCUUUCCUAGCAAAAAACGCUCCCUCUUAUUGCGAGAUGUGGUACGUUAACAAAAGAAAGCUGAUAUGGACAAGACCAGCUUCAGGAAGCUCAAUCAUUCAUCCGCAAAGCUGUCAAUUAGCCAGCCCCUCUGCGCACAACCUAGCCUCAUUGUCCCUAAACUCUGCCCAAACUAAGUUUCUCAAGAGUGGGUGUGAUACCAUCUAUAGGCGUAGCCUGUCCUCUUCAGCAAACAUGUUCCCAAGGGUUUCCUCCGUCUCAACAAAGACUUUAGAAGAGUUUUUGUGCAGUCAGCUUGAGGAAUUGAUGCGGGAAGUUCAUGAGUCGAGAGAUGAAGCCUUUCUGACGCUUCUCGAGCCUAGAGUGUUAGAAGAUGAAGCCCUCGAGGCAUUUAGUAAGGUAAAAACUCUGGAAACGUCUCAUUCUCACGAGGAGAAAUUAAGGAUGGAGGCGGAGGACACACUAGGAAGCAUAAUACAAAGAGAGGAAAAGCUCCUUGAGGAAAAUGCAAAGUUAACCCAGAAUCUGCACAAGAGUAUGCGAAACAUAAGCGUCCUGGAUGGACGGGCCCACGAAGCUGAGCACAGGUGUGAGGAAGUUGCAGAGGAACUAAAGCUCGUCCAAGCUUCCGUAGCGAGCCUUCUUGACGAGAAGCAAAAGGUACAGAGGCAGAAAAACGAGGCAGCAAGGUGGCUGGACGGGUGGAGAAAUCACGAGAAAGUGGUGAUUGGAUCAAAGGUGGAGGAAGAGGAGGUGAUGGAGUGCGACGCGGAGGCUGCCACUUGCAAUUUCUGUGAGAGCCUGCAGAUAGGACAGGGAGAGUAUGGAGUGGUGUACAAGGGUGAGAUGUCUGGCCGCAAGGUUGCUGUAAAGAAGCUGCAUGCUCAUAACAUGCAGAGGCAGGCCGAGUUCAACACAGCAGUUCAAGUUGUAGGCAAACUACGGCAUCCCCAUCUCGUGAAACUAAUGGGAGUAUGCCCUGAGUCGUGGUGCCUCGUGUAUGAAUACUUACCAGGUGGCAGCCUUCAGAACUACCUUUCGAACAAAAGGAACAUGAGCGCCCUCGGGUGGAAGACCCGAGCACGAAUCGUAGCCGACAUUGCGAGUGGCCUCCACUGCAUGCAUUUCUCAAAACCAAAAGUGGUGCACGGGAACCUGAAGCCCGAAAAUUUAUUCCUGGACCAUGAAAACAGGUGCAAGAUAAGUGACUACGGGGACAAUAUGAUUUUGCCCAACAGGGCCUUCCGCUGUUGUUCGGGCUCGGGUGGUGUUUGCUUGUACACGGAUCCUGAGUCCUACAAAACCGGCUCACUCACCCACAUGUCCGACAUUUAUUCUUUCGGGGUUAUCAUACUCCAGUUGGUGACCGGAAAAACAAAGGGGAGAAUAGCCGGGAAGGUGCGGAGAGCAGUAUCGGCAGGAAAAAAGAUUGCAUCUUUGUUGGAUGCGUCGGCUGGGGACUGGUCGGCAUAUGUGGGCCGCCGAUUGGUGGAGUUGGGACUGCAAUGCUGUGAAAGGAACAGUCGGGAUAGGCCAGAAAUGACAGAGUGCCUGGUCAAGGAGCUCAACUGCAUGCCGUUCUUGGAGGAGCAAGCCGUGCCAUCUUUCUUCCUCUGCCCAAUUCUUCAGGAAAUAAUGCAUGACCCUCAUGUUGCAGCCGAUGGCUUCACGUAUGAGGGGGAAGCCUUACGGGGAUGGCUGCAAAGUGGUCGUGAAACUUCUCCGAUGACGAAUUUGAAGCUGAAGCACUUGGAUCUAACUCCCAACUACUCCCUCAGGCUUGCUAUUCAAGAAUGGAUUGCCAAUCUCCAGAUUACUGCUACCUCUUGA
Striga hermonthica is the source of this 2304-nucleotide messenger RNA. Lineage: Eukaryota; Viridiplantae; Streptophyta; Magnoliopsida; Lamiales; Orobanchaceae. The record is from the annotation of a GenBank genome assembly.